Triplophysa dalaica is the source of this 1760-nucleotide messenger RNA. Its product is annotated as macrophage mannose receptor 1-like. The transcript has 6 exons. The record is from RefSeq and is a predicted model, not a curated record. Lineage: Eukaryota; Metazoa; Chordata; Actinopteri; Cypriniformes; Nemacheilidae. The coding region runs from base 221 to 1210 and encodes 329 amino acids.
AACAUUGCAAAGUUUUAAUGGAAAUGAGCACCUGUUCCAGUAGACUGGGAACACUUUUGCAUACGCAUGACUCAUUAACAUUUGUGUAGGUAAAUAAAGGCAAUGAAGGACGACCUACACAAACUAAAUAUAUAAGAUUUGAACAUACAGAGACACUUCAUGUUGAUCUUCACCUCUGACUGUUGUUACAGACUCAUUUCAUAUUGUUAAGCCAUCAGCAAUGGAAAGACUGAUACAUGUGCUGCUGUUCUCAGUGCUCAGUCUGUUCACUCAGAGUAUCUCAUGUGAAUAUGUUCUGGUACUGGAGAAGAUGACUUGGAAUGAGGCACAGGUUUACUGCAGACAGCAUCACUUUGAUCUGGUCACCGUUCAAAACAAUGAAGACUGGACGAAUGUACAGAGAGAAGUUCAACCAGCAUUGACUUCAGCCGUCUGGAUUGGACUCUACAAUAACAUUUCAAGCUGGCGGUGGUCAUAUCAAAAUGAAGACAUUUCAUUCACCAGAUGGUCUGGAAGUGAACCAAACAACGCUGAUGGAAAAGAGGAAUGUGUCAUUAUAUCAUCUAGUGGAUGGCAUGAUGCAGGCUGCUCUACUGAACGUCGCUUUAUCUGCUUCAUAGAGAAUGAAACACAAGCUGACAGGUUUGUUUUUGUUAAUAUCCCAAUGAGCUGGCAUGAAGCUCAGAGUUACUGCAGACAACAUUACACAGAUCUGGCCGUCAUUCACAUUCAAACUGAGGAUCAAGUGCUGACGCUGAAGAUGUCAAUGACAGACAUUAGUGAAUCAUGGAUUGGUCUGUUCAGAGACUCAUGGAAGUGGUCAGAUGAAAUAAAUGUUGUGGACGUGUCCUCCAUUAACUGGAUGACUGGACAACCUGACUUGAGGAACUUGAACCAACCUUGUGGUGUUAUACGUCCUGAUGGUCUUAUAGAUGAUCAACUGUGUUCAAAUACUUUUCCAUUCAUCUGCAAGACACCACAGACCAAGAAGCAGAUUGUGAGAUUUGAGGUGAAAUCUGGUCAGAAUGUCAAUGAUCCUGCAGUGAUGAAGACCAUCUUACAGUCGAUUCAGCAGAAACUGACAGAUUUGGGCGUACACAAUGACACAACAGUGACCUGGAGAGUGCAGCCUGAUGGAAAUGUUUUCACACCAAAACAUGAAGAUGAAGAUGAAGAUGAAGAGGAACAAAAAGUGUGUUCAGACUUCUGACUGAUCACAACACAGUCGUUGUGUUUUCAUCACUUGAGAGAAACUUUGAAAUAUAUGUUUUAUAGGAUUUGCAAUUACAUGUAAACGUUUAUAAUAACUUCAGUUAGUCUCAUUAUUUUGAUAUCCAGUCAAAUAUAUUUAGUUAUUCUUGAUUGAUCUUAUAAUUCAGCUUUGAAGAUGUGUGUUAUUAAUGAUAUUAUAGUGAUAGUAGCGUGACAAUCUAUUAAACUACAAUCUAAUGAUUACAGAUUAAGACAAUGACAUGUGACAAUGUGAGUUAAAUGUUUAUAUUCUGUGUGUUUAAUCUUGUGUGUUUGUGUUUGGUGAGGUGUGUAGACAGUAGCAGCUGAACAUGUAAUGCUUUUAGAUAAAAACUUUUACAACAUACAGUAGUAGUAUCACAAUAUAUAGUAGUAACAUGUGUGAAGGGUAAAUCAACAUUUGAAAAACUGUUUUGAAUCACUUUGUUGUGUGAGAACAUGAAUAUAAAUUAAAGCUUCUUUAUAAACACUGAAUAGAAAAAAUGAUUAAUGAAAAUAUUUGUGUUGAA